Messenger RNA from Doryrhamphus excisus (bluestripe pipefish), 1379 nucleotides. RefSeq names its product lysosomal protein transmembrane 4 alpha (gene laptm4a). Gene Ontology annotation, cellular component: lysosomal membrane. Lineage: Eukaryota; Metazoa; Chordata; Actinopteri; Syngnathiformes; Syngnathidae. The record is from RefSeq and is a predicted model, not a curated record.
CGGUUUUGUUUUUUGUUGUUUUUUUUUAUUGAGACCCAAGAGCAGAGCGGCAGGAAGGUGUCUCUAUCGCUGUUGAUUCUACGGAAUUUCUUACUCUUUUGGCUUCUCAUCACUCUUGUGGCGGGCAUGCAGCAUUUUAAACUAGGCCACGACAAACUGUACAGCACCAGGUGCUGCGGAUGUUGCCACGUCCGGACGGGAACUAUCAUCCUUGGAACAUGGUACAUGGUUAUUAACCUACUGAUGGGAAUUCUGCUAACAGUGGCAGCGACCCGUCCAGAAAGUGUUCCCUCCGUCAACUUGCAGUAUGCAGUCAUUGACCAUUAUUUAACAUCUGAUCGGAUGUCAGGGAAUGCCGGUGCUGGAUUGGCCAUCUCUCUGCUGAUGGUGACUGUUAGCGCUAUGUUGCUGUAUGGAGCCAUUACUCAUCGCAGUGGGCUGCUCAUCCCCUUCUUUUGCUACCAGAUGUUUGACUUUGCUCUAAGCUGCCUGGUGGCCUGCAGCUCCCUCACCUACCUACCCAGGAUACAGGAGUACCUGGACCAACUGCCGGAUUUCCCCUACAAGGAUAACCUGUUGUCUCUGGACCCCAGGUUCCUGUUUUUCUUUGUACUGGUCCUCUUUACCUUCCUCAUUGUCCUCAAGGCAUACUUAAUGAACUGCGUGUGGAACUGCUACAAGUAUAUCAUCAACAGGAACAAGCCAGAUGUUGCUGUCUUCCUCUCUUUUGAGAAUCAGCUCCAGUCCACCUUGCCAACCUACGAGAUGGCAGUAAACAUGCCCGACAAGGACCCUCCCCCGCCUUACAUGCCAUCUUAAAGACCAGCCCCACUGUGGACACAACACCUGCCACCGCCAAAUGCAUUUCUACAUUCCUUCACUUUAAUCCUCUCCGAGCGCCUCUUAUCUACUGUAUAUAUUUUCUGCAAAGACGGGAUCUUUGAUCUGUGUGUGCAUCGAAUGACUGACCCCGGUCUCAUUGUUUUAAUGAAACGCAGUCAACAAUCCAUCAGCAUUCCUGACAAUCCACUUCAUUGUAGCUCCCCGAAAUACUGACCUGUCUUCAUUUAACAUUGAAACAGUUGCAUCUCGGUUACGGGAAGCACACCGCAGCACCAUUUUUGUUACAUGGCUUUUGCUGCGGUUCACUACUACUACCAUCACCAUCACCAGCCCAGAUGUUUACAUCACACUCUGCUGCCAGCUAGUUUUCCAGCUGUGUACGAGAAAGGGAGGAGGGAAGCUGCUUUUCCACCAGCCUAAUAGCAACCUGUGAAGAUUUGUUGUUGCAUGCCUCCCCCACUUAACUGACCCUAACAUGCUUUUUGGUUCCAUUUCAUUCGACCCAAAUUGAAUGACUUAAUAAAGGGUUGACAACA